This is a messenger RNA of Blepharisma stoltei, 3759 nucleotides long. NCBI's taxonomy places the organism in Eukaryota, Ciliophora, Heterotrichea, Heterotrichida, Blepharismidae. The record is from the annotation of a GenBank genome assembly.
AUGAACAUAAUAGAAUUUUCUUUUAUCAUUGCAAUUCUUGUGAGAAGUCAGAUAGUUGUUGAUAUAGCCUGAAGCUCCUUCACAAAUCCGAAUUUCGCCUCAAAUUUAACUGCUUUACUUCACCAAAAUUUCCAAGAUCAAUUUGAAUUUAACUUGGCUUAUUUUGAUACCUCUUCAACUCAUCAACAGUUUCUGAACAGUCCAGAUCUAAUUUUUGAUAUUACCUUUAGUUCUUUUUUAUCACAAAGAAUAAGAGAAUACACUGCUGAAAAUCCUACCAUAAUAGCAAGUAUCAGCAAAUCAAUUGGCGCAUAUUCUGAUUGAGAAUUUUUUAUUCACAAUUCGUGGGAAAACCAAAUUGAAGCUUUAUCCAGUAUCAUUUCUUAUUUGAACUGGACAACUUUUAUAGUGAUUUCUGAUAAGAUUUAUAAUGAAGAUGAUGAGUUGUUUUUUAAUUGUUUUUCCAAAAAAGAUUACCAUUGAUUUUAUUUCGCAAAUAGCAAUGAUAAAAAUUCUUCGGACUUAUUUAUUGGAAAGGUAAUUCAGGCGAUCGGGAUAAAAAACAUUGUGAUAUUAAAUUUUGGGGAAAGCACAAACUUGCUGCUAAAAAGCCUAUCUCAGAAAAGUUUGCUCACUAAAGGAACUGGAGUUAUUGUAGGAAGUAAAGGCUCAUGGGGUUUGUAUGGAGAUGGUAUCAUUGCUUAUUCAGAAUUAGGAUUAGAAAGUGCUGAUAGUUAUUACAAAUAUGAAGGAUUAGCAUUCAUAAAAUUUUUGAAUUUAAUACUCAGCUUUCCUUUAGCAUCCAAUUCUUUGGAGUUAAUUGGGUUUUUAAACAAAAAUACAGUUGAUCAUCAUCCAUUCCCAAAUUUUACUCUAUUAAAUAUAGUCCAUGCUUGAUUUUAGAUCACAUAUACAAAAUACAAAGCAUGGCAAUCUCUCCCAAUUAGUUUUUUCAAGUUUACGCAGGUAAAUUACUUUAGAGUUGGCAUUUCUGCCUUUGAUCAGCCUGAGUUCUUAAAAUAGCCUUUGGGCCUUUUGUAAGCCAGCAAACUUGCUUUACUCCUCGUAGACUGAUUGCAACCAGUAGACCAAUUUAUUGGUGCACAAAAAGUUCAAUGGCCUAAACUUAUUGCUUAACAUCCAGACGAUCUAUAAUAUAGAAAGAGCUAUAUCGAAGAUAGUGAAAGAUCAAUCAAAGGAAAAAUUUAUAACGGAAAUUUAACGAUAUCAAAAUCCCUGAUCUAUCCAGGGAAUUCUUCAAUUAUUCCUAACUCCCCUACCACAGACAUAAAUAUAUGAAUCGCAGAUGGAACAAUAAAUCCAGGAGGUGACUCUGAUAUAUUGGCAACAACUCCAACAGCAGGAGCAUUUUAUGCUUUAAGCUAUUGAAAAAGUAUACAUUCCUUGGAUGGCUUUGAAGUCUCAGUAACUCAUACAGACUGUGGGGCUACAGUAUUUGAUUUGACUUAUGCAUACUCCUGCUUUUCUAAAUUACUAGCAACUCCUGGUGUUGGAUAUCUAACAUCUCUCUAUCCAUAUAUAGCCAUAGGUAACAUUUUGGUAUUAAGAUCUUUGAAUCUUUCAAUACCCCACAUUUCCCCUUAUGCUCCUUCAACUCUUUCUCUUAAUAACACCCUUUUCCCUGAGUUUAUGACAAUAAUAAAAGACGAAGCUUUCAAUACCCAGGUCAUUUUAGAUCUUGCAGUCAUUUUUGGUUGGAAGCAUUUUCUAGUCAUUUAUGAUAAAAAUAAUUUAAUGGCUUAUAACUUUUUUCUAUCAAAAGUCGAACAAUAUAACAUGAUCAUUGCAAAUGGCCCUGAACUGAGGCAAAUGGAUGCAUACUACACAAGAGACAAAUAUCCUCACUGAAAAGAUUGAUUUGCAAGUAUAAUAAGCUUGAAGGUCAGAUUUUUAGUUGCAUUUUUAACACCUCCUUACGGAUUUCACGUAGCUGAAAGCUUCUAUGAUGCAGGGAUUAGAAAAGGCGACAUGAUAAUCUUAUGCAACGCAAGAAUGUCAUAUGCAUUUGAUUGAGAAACCGAUUUGGUCCAGCGACGAAAAGUCACUGAGGUAUUUUAUGGUGCGAUUGCUGUUGCCCAAGCUGAGUGAAUUGGAGAAUAUGGACAAAUGCUUGUAAGAGGCUAUUUAAAGGAGUAUGUAAACCAAUUAGAGUUUCGCUGCUUAGCAUUUGAUUCUGCAAUGCUACUUCUAAAUAGCAUCUCAUUUACUAUAAAACAAGGUGAAAAUGUGAAGGAUUAUGAAAUAUUGAACGCAAACAUAAGAAAACAAAAAUUUUUAGGCUGCUCUGGGACUGUGUCAAUUGAGCCGGGAACUAAUCAAAGAAGUUUGCCUACUUUCGGGAUUUUCAGCUUAAGGUGAAAUGAUACUACUCAGAAGCUUUACGAAGAAUCGGUGGGGUUGUAUGAUCUCAGCAGUGUACAAUUAAUUACUUUUUAUAGCCAGAUCUUAUGAUAUGAUAACACCACAAAUCUGCCUUCAGAUUUAAUUAUAUAUGAAAAUGGCUGCCCAUUUCCAGCUAAAAUGAUUCAUAGGUCUAAAGCCGGUGCCGGUAUGCUAUAUGGAAUAUCGAUUGGGCUGAUAGUUAUCACGAUUAUUGAAUCCUUUUUUAUAUGAAAUAAAUUUUUAAAAAACAUCAGAAUACAGAAAUUAAAAAUAUCUGCAUAUGUUCAGUUUGAAGAUUACUUCAUGAUGGCAAUUUUGGCUAUAGAUUUUUUCCAAUUUAUUUCUCAAGGACCUGAUAUAAGUGGAUUACAUGAAUGGCUGUCCUUACUCUGCACCUAUACAAUGACUAACUUUGAUUCUACCGUUACAGGUGAUAUUUAUUGGGUUUAUUUAUAUACUGCUAUGGCUAUUUCUUGCUUUUGAGUUUUUACAGCUUUUUUAUUGCUUUAUCAGCUUAAUGAAUUUUUUAGUGAAAUGCUAAAACGCGUGAAAAAUAUUUCUUUACUUUUGCUUCCUAUAAUUGGAAAUAUAGUGUUUGUGCCAAUGGUGUCAGUGCUCUUAAGCAUUUUUCAAUGUGAUCAAGGAAUUAGCUCAAAAAUUACAGAUUCUUUUAUAAGAUAUGAUUGCACUACAUAUUGCUGGGAUAAUAGGUAUACUUUAUGAGGAAUUUUUGCAAUUAUUUCCUUGCUAGUUUAUAUUCCUUUAACUAUUUAUUUAAGAUAUUAUUAUGAAAUUGUUAAUGAUCAUAUUAACAUCAGAACGAAUCCGAUUUUUAUUAUAGAAAAAGCAAUCUGCCAAAUAAUUAUUAUUUUUAUGAGCCGAACAGUCAAAGAGUAUAACGAAUCUUUGCACGGACUUUGUUGUUGCAUCCUUUUUAUUACAAUGAUUCUGCUGUGCUAUAAGCAAGGCCCUUAUAAUUAUCAUAGAAUGAAUCUUUGAAUUAGUAUUUCUUAUCUGGCUAUUCUAUGAAGUUUUAUUUUGUCAAGUACUUAUUGACUCACAGAAAUUGAUAAUAAAUUAAUUUUUAUAGCUUUACAAUGUUUAGGCUGGCUUAUCUUAAUAGCUUCAGGUAUUGCUAUUCAAUGCAAGUGAUACCCAAACCUAUUGAAUACUGAGAAGGUUGUUGACAUUGCGAUUUUUUUUAAAUUUGAAAUAGGAAAUAAAAUUACAGCUGCUGAGCUCAAUAGAAUGAAAAAAGAGAUAAGUAAUUCAAACUACUCAACUAAAAGCAAAACAUCAAAUAUAAAUUGCACUCAAAUUAUUCCAACUAUUAACGAUAAUAUUAUAUCAGAAUAA